AUGGAGGGCGCCGCCCAGCUCCUGACUGACGGAUUCGCCGGCUCCCCGCUCCUCGGGGAAGAGAGGAAGAAAGGCGAAGGAGAAGGGGCACAAGGUAGAGACGAGCUCCUGUUGAGGCGGCCGGGCUCGGUGUGGGCUGGUUCAUCCGGAUCGAGCCCUUCCUGCCCGGGCGUCUCCAUCGCCAUGGACGGCCUGCACAGCGCCGACGCCUGCUUCUCUCUUGGGAGGGCCAUGUCGCCUCAGGUCCGGCCCCCCAUCGGCCCGCCGGACGUAGGCAGGUAA
Molecule: messenger RNA, 282 nt
Organism: Triticum turgidum subsp. durum (durum wheat)
Lineage: Eukaryota; Viridiplantae; Streptophyta; Magnoliopsida; Poales; Poaceae
Source: the annotation of a GenBank genome assembly